Messenger RNA from Trypanosoma grayi, 1785 nucleotides. RefSeq lists its product as hypothetical. The transcript has a single exon. NCBI's taxonomy places the organism in Eukaryota, Euglenozoa, Kinetoplastea, Trypanosomatida, Trypanosomatidae. The record is from RefSeq and is a predicted model, not a curated record. The coding region runs from base 1 to 1785 and encodes 594 amino acids.
AUGGCAGUCUGCAACCAGGCAAAACAUGGAGUAUGGGAUGCGCCUAUGCAGCCCCAGCAUCUGACGCCGAGGCACCACAGGGGUUUCCUACGCUGUGCUUUGCUGCUGUUUUGUUGUUCGUUUAUACUGUUGUUCAGACUGAAUGUGGACGACAACAACACCGAUAGGGUGGCGGCGGUGCCGAUUCAGACGGCGAAGUCGCGUGAUGGCGUUAGCAGGAUGGUGCAGGAUGAGGAGAAACUGUGGGAUCGGGCUGCAGCACAGGAAGAGAUUCUGCACACGCAAUUCGCUGGUCUCUCUCCUGGCAGUGUGGGCUUUAAUGAGUCGCUGCGCCGCCGAAUAGAGUCGAUCCCACAGUGCAAGGCCCUUGGCCGCCCGUUCUUGGACUACCUACAGAAGUACUUGCUUGUGCACUACUAUUCCCCCGAAGAUCACCGCACAGCACGUCUCAUUUACUCCUGCGAGAGCCACAGACGAGGCUACGCGUGUGGCGGCAUGGGCGACCGCACUCGUGGGAUGAUCACAGCGUUCUGGCUCGCUCUCUUGUCACGUCGGCGAUUCGAAUUGUAUCACCCCACGCCAGUUCCACUGCAGAAGUACAUGCCUCCACAUCUCCUAAACUAUAUUCCCUCUUUGCGCAACAAUGUAUCUCGGCUGCAGGCGAGUAUUGACCGGAGCUCGCCCAAGACGUUCCGCGAAUCGCUUUCCCCCCUUAUAAGUGAUGCGCCUGUGGAUUUUCGGCUGAUGAGCAUUCGCCGCACCAAGGAUUAUAUCGUGCGGCAACGGAAAGCCAACAGAUGGGUCUCACAGCAGCCCGCUACAGGCAGCGAGGAGUGGUGGAGCCCGCAGUACGCUGUGCGGGACCUACGAGUGCAGUGCAACUCUGUGGGCGUCGAUGGCUUCUUGUACAAGGACAACGACUUGUUCAACGUAAAGAUGCGAGUGCUCAACCUCGAGCAUUGCAACAUCUCAUGCUAUUACGGCUGCCUUAGCCACAUUCUGCUACAGCCGGAUGGGCGCCUGUGGGGUGCGGCGGCGGAGCUCUUGCGUGAGUCACAGAACCGCGCGCUAGUGGCGUCCCUCGACGGUGUGCGGCGGCCGGCACCAGGGCAAGUGUUCCCGUUCGUGUCGCUGCAGGUGCGCAUGGCCGGCGCGUGGGCGACGGGGCUCGACGUGGCCGAAACCGUCCGCACGUUCCCGUGUGCGCUGCCCCACUACUACGCCAUGACGCGCGAGGUGCUGACAGGCGAGGCGUGGCGGCGCUUCCCCGAACUUUUUCCCGCCAACUACCUGCUGCGCGACCUGCUGCGCCGCGGCGACUCACCGGUGCUGUUCGUGUCCUCUGACUCAGCCCGCUUUGUAAGCGAGGCGGCGCGCGUCUUGGGCGACAACAGCAGUGUUCGCGUUAUCAGCGUUGCCGGCGACUCCUUUCGUCACAUCGACACGAUGAAUAUCGCCGACUCCGGUGCUGCCGGGCACGAUGACAGCGCCGAGGUCACUAGGGAGCAUGCAUACUUCCAGGUCCUUUUAAAUUACUACUUGCUGGGCCUCGCGUCACAUUCUAUCAUGUCUCAGUCGGGAUUUAGUGAGACGGCAUUCUGGCGCAGCCGACAGGUGGCGAGCGCCAUCUUCGUGGAUGUGCAGCCGCAGCAGGCGUGGCAGUAUCACUGCCGCUACCCGGAGGUGAGCAGUGACCACCUAGCCACCGAGGUGCGCUCCGCUGAGGCCGUGCACAGCCGCAUUCUGCACAACCUGAAAGCCCCACCAACGCCCUUUUAUGUAUGA